AUGUUCACCACACAACAUCAAUACGCCUCGUACGCGGCGCCACCGCCCGCACCCAGGCAGUUUGCGAACCACGGCACCAGCUCCGCCUUCAGCGCCUCUGCCAACCCGGAUGAGGACUGGACCAAGAUCUCCGAUCUUGCCGAGCGCCGGAGGAUACAAAACCGCAUUGCUCAGCGCAACUACCGCAAGAAGCUCAAGCGCCGCCUGGAAGACCUUGAGAGGCGUGCUGGCACCUCGGACGGGGCUUCUUCCAACGAGGGUAGCGAGAAGCCCGCAAGCUCCAGCAAGAGCAGUUCCAAGUCAAAAUCGCAAUCUUCCCCAAAGAAGCAGCAGCAGCAGCAGCAGCAGGCACAGGCGCAACAGCAGACCAUCAUCCAGCCGCCCAAGCCCAUGCCCCAAAGCAGCCAAUUCACCCCGCCAAUGCACCCCGAUGACGAGCUCAUCUUCCAGUCCUCCUACGACACCCGGGACCGCACGCAAUCUCCUCCCCUCUUCUACUCUGCAUACCCGCCGCCCGAGGAGAUGAUGAUCCCGGCCUCGUACGGCACUGCCGCCCCCAGCUACCGGCCCAUGCCGACCGAGUCGUACGGAGACUGGACCACUGGCGCCGUCCCCGUCACCCUGCCCUCCAUGACGCACUUCAGCGACGCCAUCAAGCGCGAGAGCGCCUACCCCGGAGAGGACGCCAUGGCGCCCUACAUGAACUACGGGUACAUGCCCGGCAUGGAUAUCAACGCGCCCACGCCGUACGACAACUCGAACCCUCAUACUCCUCCCCUGUCACACUCCUUCGACCACUCGGCCGCCUGCUCCGAGUCGGGGUACGAGUAUCCCACCACGCCGCUGUCGAUGCCUGGCUCUCCGGGCAUGAUGCAGCCUCAGCAUUAG
Thyridium curvatum is the source of this 888-nucleotide messenger RNA. RefSeq lists its product as uncharacterized. The coding region runs from base 1 to 888 and encodes 295 amino acids. NCBI's taxonomy places the organism in Eukaryota, Fungi, Ascomycota, Sordariomycetes, Thyridiales, Thyridiaceae. Gene Ontology annotation, molecular function: DNA-binding transcription factor activity. Gene Ontology annotation, biological process: regulation of DNA-templated transcription. The record is from RefSeq and is a predicted model, not a curated record. The transcript is spliced from 3 exons.